AUGGCGUCAAAGGCAGUGCACAUCGUGGCCAUCAUCUCGCCCCAGCCAGGCAAACACGACGAGGUCGCCCGGAUCCUAGCAGAGGCCGCCGAGAAGGUCGAGGCCAACGAGCCCGGCGCCCUGACCUACUACGGCCUGCUGGAGAAGAAGUCCAAGGAGAUCAUCGUCGUCGAGAAGUACGUCGAUAUGGACGCCGUCAAGGUCCACGGCGGCUCUGAGCACUUCAAGGCCUGGUCGAGGGCGGUUGCGCCGCUGCUCGCUGGCCCGCCGGUGAUCAAGUACGCCAGCCAGAUCGGAGGAUUCGAGUCCAGGUCGAAGCUAUAA
Nannizzia gypsea CBS 118893 is the source of this 324-nucleotide messenger RNA. RefSeq lists its product as hypothetical. NCBI's taxonomy places the organism in Eukaryota, Fungi, Ascomycota, Eurotiomycetes, Onygenales, Arthrodermataceae. The transcript is spliced from 3 exons. The coding region runs from base 1 to 324 and encodes 107 amino acids. The record is from RefSeq and is a predicted model, not a curated record.